UUAUCACGUUUAACAGCAAUCUUUCGGGAACUUGAACGCAGCAAUUAUUGCGUCAGCGGUUUCUCGGUAAAUCCACUGCACUAAGGUAAAAAUCAAGCACGUGCCUGUCGACGUGUGGCUGUUCUGAGGUAAAGAUGAAGUGAGGGCUAAAUCCCACUGCAAUACUAUCAGCAGCAUUGCGAGUAAUCCUUUGCUACGAAAUAAAUAUGGACACUUUUGAAGAUCAUGUUAUAUUAAGGAAGGAUUCAAAGCGUCCCGCUCAAUGUGCCCUUUCACCAGUGGACCUAAAAUUAACACACACAGAAUGUAAUCCUGACAAUACGUUGGUCUACUUUCAAGGUGAAGAUCCUACAAUCUGUGAAUUGGACUACAACAUACUCCAAGCAGAAAUUCAGAAUGUCUCCAAAACAACCGUAUCUCCAGAAGUUGGAGACGUGUGCUUGGUGGAAGAUUGUAGUCUUCCACCUUCUAUUCGCUGGUACAGAGGAAGACUUCAGAACAAAUCAGGAGAAUUUUUUAAUGUCUUCCUACUGGAUCAUGGAAAUAUUAUUACCGUUGGUCCCAGCCAUUUGUCUGCAAUUUCGGAUUCUUUACUCAUGCUACCACCAAAGAUUGUCUGUGGCUACAUUGCUAAUGUGCUGCCGUUUCAGGAACGCUGGGACCAACCAUCAGAGAAAUAUUUUUCUUCCAUGUUAGGCAAACAUAUCAAAGGAUAUAACCAUGGUCUUCUGCCAUACAAGCGUCUUAUUCUGGAAGUGCCAGAAAUAACCAAAGAUUUAUUAAGAUUGAGAUUAGGCAGACAUGUGGAUACAGACACGUUUCUGCUGCUGGUGGAUCUGGAGAUAGAAAUACCAAUUCAACAAAGCUGUGAGUCUGUCCUUGAUUUGCUCAUCGAAAAGAAAAUUGCACAAGAGAUUUUUUUUAAAUCUUCUAAUUUAUGUGCCUACGAAAAUAUUCUUUCGCUUGGUAGCUCCAAGUUAGUUGUUGGACAGGAGGAAAGCGUUAGAAUAUCUGCUGCUGUAAACCCUUGGUUGUUUUACUGCCAGUUGUCCUCUGCUGCAAAGGACCUUAAAGAGAUGUCAGAAAAAUUGGCACUUGUUUGUAAGUCGAGGAACGGUGACUUAAGAGACAGGUCAGGUGAAAAUAUGGGCUUACUUUGUGCCGUCAAAGGCAAAGAUGAGAAGUGGCACAGAGGUUUAGUGCAGUGCCUCCCUGUUAACUCCCAGGUUAGAGUAGUAUUUGUUGACUAUGGGUAUUGUGAAUCUGUAAAUGUUGAAAACAUCUUUCAGUUGCCUUCAGAUUUUCUUCUGAGUCCAGUCAUGGCUUUCCGGUGUUCUCUUUCUUGUUUGGCUGACAAAGACAAAGCCACAGUAAACCAGCAACUAGUACUUCUGAGAAAAGGGUUACGGGGUAAGGAGCUUGUGAUUACAAUCGAUGGAUUAAAAAAGGAAAAGAAUACCUGUUCAGUCACACUUAGCAACGUUGUUAAACAUGCCCCUAUUAAAACUGUAGAAUGUAAAGAGUUCCCUAAAAUGGCAAGCAGUAGUAUUCUUGCUAAUGUUCACCCAUUGAAUUACAUUCCAAAUGAGACAACAAAGGUGGAAAUCUCAAAGAAUCUUAUGGCUUUUAAAGACAUAAAAAAUAGCUCUGUUUUUGAGGGUUACGUUGAACAUGUUCGAAAUCCUCAUGAUUUCUGGAUAAGAAGAGCAAAGUCCAACGAUCGAUUUGAGGCCAUGAUGAAUAAACUGUCCGAACGGUUUAGUAGCUUACAACUGAAUGAGGAAAUCCUUCCGAACCCAGUGCCUGGUCAGCUUUGUUGUGCCAUGUAUGAAAAAGACAUGCAUUACUACAGAGCUCGUGUGUUGGAUAUUCUUGAAUAUGGCGCAGAGGUGUUUUUCAUUGACUUUGGAAACACAGAAAAGGUGCCAAGCAUGUUAAUUAAAAAAAUUCCCACUGAAUUGACUGUGGAGCCAAUGUUUGCUCUCAAUUGUUCCUUAGCUCAUGUUAUUCCAGUGGAAGAUGUCUGGACAUCUGCAGCAACAGACUUCUUCAGGAAAACCACCUUUGAGGAAGCACUCCUUGUUCACGUACUUUACAGAAGGGGCGAUGUGUUUGUUGUGGAUAUGUACAAGAAAAGGUGUGAGAAAAGUGAAAGUAUUGCAACACUUUUGACAAGCGCAAAUAUGGCAGAAACCUGGACAUAUCGUGCAAUAAAAACUCCUGCUACAGCUGUAGAUAAAAAGAACAAAACAGGCAAGACCUUUGCAAGAAGAAGACCGUUUGCUGAGAAUUAUUGUAAACCAACACCACAGGAACACCCUAGCAAGGCGAUGAGGCAAGUGAUAGCCAUGGAAAAUCAAGUCCAAACUGAGACACAGAAAUGCAGUGCUGUUGAAAAUUUCAAAGGCUAUAACUUUAAUCCAGGAACUGUGAUUAGUGUCCAGUGUUCACAUGUCAUUUCCCCUUCAGAAUUUUGGUGCCAGAACAUGAAAUACAAAAACAACUUGGACAAAUUAAUGCAAAGACUACAAAGGUUUUACCAGACAAAUACCUCUGUGUUGCAGCCCUACAGUGAAUGUUGUGCUGUCCAGUUUCAACAGGACAAUAAGUGGUACAGAGGGUCCAUUCUUGGAGGAGCAGGUCUAAACCUUAAGGUGAUUCUAGUUGACUAUGGUAUGGUUGUGCAAGAAAAUCUGCAGCAACUUCGAGCUCUAAAUCCAGAGUUCCUUGAGCUUGAAAAACAAGCAUUCAGAUGUAGUUUGUACAACUUGACUGACCCAAUUGGAGGAGAUGUGUGGUCUGACGAAGCAAACAAUUCGUUAAAGGAUUUUACUUCUGGAAAUUGUGAUCUAAGAUGCAAAAUCUACUCCCAGGUCUCUGUGGCAAAUAAAGGCCUUUGCAAUGUGGUUGACUUGUACACACCUCUUCAACAAGCCUCUACGUAUCUCAUAGGGAAGGGUGUUGCCAAGGAAAUACAGCAUCCAACCAAGCUACAUCCUUCUGUCUAUCCAUGCUCUUUUGUUUAUUCUUCUUUUGACAUUAAGAUUGGAAGUGAAGAGUUGGUGUUCCCUACUCAUGUUGUUAGUCCUUGGGAAAUCUAUCUCCAGCUGGAGAGAAAUACUGAAAUUAUUGAGCAGCUCAUGGACAGGUCUGUGAAGGAAAGUAAAGAGUUAAUGAGUCAGAGGCAUUCCGGUGAAACUGGCAGUGUUUGCUUGGCCAAAUACUUUGAAGAUGGCAUGUGGUACAGAUCAUAUGUUUGGCCUGCUCAUUCCAGUCUACACUUCAAUGUAUUCUUUGUAGAUUAUGGAGGCAAGCAGGUUGCUGAAAAAAAGGAUGUACUACCCAUCCCCAUAAAGGCAGCUGAUUUGCUUUUGACACCUGUGCAAGCUUUAAGGUGUAGUCUUUUAAAUAUUUCUGAGGAGGAAAAUUUGCCUGAAGUUAAUACAUGGCUUAAGAAGGCCAUUCUCAACAAGGUACUUCGAGCAAAGUUUGUUGCAACAAACUGCAGUGGAGAUUUCAUUUGUGACCUGUUUGAUGGUGACUUUCAUAUUAAUGAGAAAGUGCGAGAACUUUUUGCAAUUCAUGGCAAAAAUGAGCAAUCUGUCAGAAAUCCUAUCAGGGAUUGUGUUAAAAAAGCGGAGACUGUAUCCUUUGUGGCCAAUGAAUUCAAGACCAGGCGGAGACCUCAUGUGGAAUCUGGGGUCAAAUCACAUUGGACACUAGGCUACAUCAAAAUCGUACAGCAGUCUCAUCAACAGAAGUCAGUCAAAAUUAAAUCUCCACAAAAAUCUCACAGUCUAAAUAGUAGUUCUGUAGGAAAAGGCUAUGGCAAAAAAAAUCACAGUCUAAAACCCAGAAAGGAACUGCAGAAAGAAAAGUGCACCAUUUCGAGCACUUCUAAAGUAAAGUCCUCUAAAGUGCUGCCAAAGAUUAGUGAUCUACCAGCCAUCAAAAUUGCACCAGGAUUCAGUUGCAUAGGGUUCAUUUCUCACUGUGAAAGUGUUGAAAGCUUCUUUGUCCAAAUGGAGAAGGAUGAACAAACCAUCCUUAAAGUAAGAGAGGAACUAAACAGCAGCCCUUUCACAGAGAGCUUGCAGAGUGUUACCUCAAAUGUAAAAAUAGGGGAUCUGAUUGCUGCUAGGUACGACAAAGAUUUGGCUUUAUAUCGAGCUGCUGUCAAAGGUGUAGGAAUCGGUGGUUUUAUAAAAGUUGAAUUUGUUGACUAUGGAAAUACAGCAAUUGUUGACAAGAAGAAAAUUCACUCAUUAGCAAGCAAGUUUCUGUCUCAGGCGAGAUUAAGCACUGCCUGCAAACUUUCGAAACCAAACAUUUUAGAGGAUUUUAAGGCUUUACUCAGUGACACACAUGACAAACCUCUGAUGGUAGAGUUUGUACAGAAUCUUGGCUGUGUGUGGGAAGUGAAUAUUCAGGGACUUGAUCCUUUGAAUGAGUUGAGAAAAUCUGAUCCUUCUAAAGGAACGGAAGAAAACCUUCCAGAUUCAGACCAAGCCGAGCAAAGGGUGUAUGCAGCAGUGCAUGAAGAUGACGCUUCUUUUACAAGUACGUGUGAAAAGACUGCUGAAGCAGAACCAGAAAGCAUCAAAAACGGCACCAAUGCACUUAAACCUAGAACCAUAGAGAGUAUAGUGGUUCAAAAGAAAACUUUGGAAAACGUGCAGGCCACAAGAGCUAAAGGCUACAUGCAUAAAUUAAGUACAAGUCAAAAACCUAGCUCCUACAAAUGUAAACCUGGUGAAAAACAAGAUGUAUGUCACAGUGAUUUGCCACAGAAGACUGAAACACACAACAGUGUUAAAACAAACAAACUUUCGAAUAUAUCUAACAAUUCCUGUAGUUGGACUGAUUCAAAUAGUCUUAAAACCUCUGUUGAACUGUCAGAGAGAGUAGAAGUUGAUGGAAAAGAUAUCGGUGUAACGAAAUGUCAGUCUGCUGAACAUCAGCCAGCUUCAGAACAUGAGUGCCCUGCAAGCACGGUCAUUCCACCAGAGAAGACGAUGGACAAAGAUGAGAUCCGACGCCUGUUUCUUGCACCUAUUAAAAUGGAUCAUGAAUACUCAGGAUUUGCAGCAUCAGUCACCACACCUGUUGAGUUUUACAUUGUACUUGAGGACCUACUUCUAAUCAUGAAUGCUGUAUCAAACGUCCUUGAUGAUCUACCAGAGGACUUGGCUCCUUUGCCAGAGGCUCAUCUGAUUUCUGGUACCAGCUGUCUGGUAAAGUCUCCAGAGAAAAAAUGGUGUCGAGCAGAGAUAAUACAAUGUGAUGACAGGACAAUAACCGUUAUUCUCGUUGAUUAUGGGUACUGUGUACAUUUGGCAUGCCAAGAUGUCUGCAAACUUAAAGUGCUUCCUGUAGGGCUUGCUGCAUUUCCGAAGAUCGCGUAUUCUUGCUUUUUAAGAGGAAUUAAGCCAGCUGAUGGGCUGCAGUGGUCUGACCAUGCUGCUAUGUUUUUCCAACAGUGCAUGUAUCAAAAGAAUCUUAAGAUACAUUUCAAAGAUUGUGUUUCUGAGGCACAGUGGGCGGUUGAUGUCACCUCGUCUAACAGAAACAUUGCCAAAGAGUUGGUUGAUGCUGGUCAUGCUCAAUACAUAGAUCCUGUGCUUGGAAUACGGUUUCAGCAAGCUCUAGGCCAUAAAAGGGAAUCCAAGGUCGAAUUUGGAGAGGAAGUCUACAAAGCUAUAUCUGCCCAGCAUGAAGAAACACAAUCAGAGAUGGAGAGAGUGCCACCGAUUUAUUUGAAAGAAGUUUCUGUAAACUGUAGUCCAGAAAAAGAGACUGAAGACCUCUUCAGCGAAGACUCUGACAAACAUGGAUCAGCACAGAAAAUGUGUAGGUUACGUCACUGGGUUUGCAGACUGCAGUGAAGCGGAUUCCAUGUGAUGUUUAUGCUGAGAAAAUGUUUGGACAUUUUAUUGCUUGUUUAUUUUGAUUAAGAAUCUAAUCCAAAAUAUCUGGUGAAUGUGAACAUACUGGUUGUGUUAUUUUUAAUUUGGCUAAAAUAUUUUUUUAUUUUUUUUACAUUUUCUUGGCUGUUUAAUAGAAAACAAGUAUGCGAUUGUUCUUAUUGAUUGUAAUGAAUAUUUUCAUUUGUGUUCUUAAAUUUUUUCUUAUAUUUUUUAUGGUUAUUGUUCUUAACUCCCCUUUAUUUUGAAUUAUUGUCUUCAGGAGUUCAGAAGAUUAUUACACUAUUGUUCUUUAAACUGACAAACAAAAAAAAACUUUAUUAUGCCUGUUUAUGAACAAGUUUAGAUUAAUAUAAUGUAAAAUAAUGUUGAUGUUUGUCCUUGGAAUAAAGCACAAGCAGAAAA
Molecule: messenger RNA, 6329 nt
Organism: Tachysurus fulvidraco (yellow catfish)
Lineage: Eukaryota; Metazoa; Chordata; Actinopteri; Siluriformes; Bagridae
Gene: tdrd15
Product: tudor domain containing 15
Exons: 4
Coding region: 207-5885 (1892 amino acids)
Source: RefSeq, a predicted model, not a curated record